This is a messenger RNA of Postia placenta MAD-698-R-SB12, 180 nucleotides long. Its product is annotated as carbohydrate-binding module family 13 protein. The annotation marks the transcript as partial. The transcript has 2 exons. Lineage: Eukaryota; Fungi; Basidiomycota; Agaricomycetes; Polyporales; Adustoporiaceae. The record is from RefSeq and is a predicted model, not a curated record.
AAAGAAGGCUAUAGCAACAUACCCACACCUGGGCCAUACAUGGUAUUCAACGCGAAGAGCGGGACCGUUCUCGACCUCUCAGGAGCAGAUCGCCAGAGCGUAAUAGGCUAUCCAGCACACUGGCGAAACAACCAACAAUGGGAGUUCAUACCGAGCGGGAACGGUUAUGCCAUUCGAUCC